This is a messenger RNA of Cololabis saira (Pacific saury), 2391 nucleotides long. RefSeq lists its product as uncharacterized. Lineage: Eukaryota; Metazoa; Chordata; Actinopteri; Beloniformes; Belonidae. The transcript has 11 exons. The record is from RefSeq and is a predicted model, not a curated record. The coding region runs from base 44 to 2128 and encodes 694 amino acids.
AAGAAGAAGGAGCUUCCAACCAUUGUUUUGAACCUGUAUCGUGAUGGCGUCUGUUCGAACUAGACAUGCGAGGUGCUCUGUUGUUGAUUGUAAAAACCAACACAAAUGUAUGUAUUCUGUCCCAGCUCCAGCAGACCAGAAGAAGCUUUGGUUGAGUUUUAUUUUCGACAGCAACGUGCCGGCCACGCUGCCUGCUGGUGUGUUCGUGUGUGCCAACCACUUCCCCUCGGGCUGCUUCAGCAACGAGGGGCAGUACAAGGCAGGGUUUUCAUCCACACUCACCCUCCGGAAAGGAUCAGUCCCCACAGUCCGGGACCCAUCACACCAAGCAGCGGCCAGUACUCCACAGACGGUCCGAGUGGUACAUGUUGCCUGUCAGACAGAGCCCCCAACGACAACAAGGGUUGGCACACGGCCUUCUUUGAAAACUCUGCAGCCUCACUUUAGAAGUACAGAGGGAUUGAGCGCGAUCAAGCGUCCAUCCAAAAGGCGACGUCUGGAGUUGGAGGAAGAGGAAGAGAGGGAAGAUGAGCCUAUGGAGGCCAGAUCCUCAACAGGGGGUCCAGAACCACAUCCUGAGGACUCGGUGACCGUCUUAUCAGAGUCACCAGAGUCACCACCUACAUACUCAGUGACCGUCUUAUUAGAGUCACCAGAGUCACCACCUACAUCAGAGCCCCCCUCUUCCAUCCAAAAGAUUCCAAAGUACAUUGUGUACGAGACCUGCCUCCUGGAGCUGUUUCAGAGCUGCCCAGUGUGCCAGAGAGAGUCUGAUGUCGCCACCAAUAAGUGCGGUACAUUCAUCGCAGUGAACCAGCUCUGCGCCCAUUGUGGGUUCAGUAGAAAGUGGAGUAGUCAGCCUCUUGUUGGCAACACCCCAGCUGGAAACCUCCAACUUUCUGCUGCUGUGUACUUCACUGGGGCAUCCUUCAGCAAAUUAGAAAAGGUCUUCCAAGCAAUGCACCUGAAGCUGUUCAAGUACGACACCUUUAGGAGACAUGCACGGUCCUUCCUUGAGCCGGCAAUAGUGCAUAAAUGGAAGGCGGAGCAGGAUGACGUGUUGCUGCAGCUCAGCCAGGAGCAGUCCGUUAUAGUCGGUGGUGAUAUGAAGGCUGGCUCUCCAGGACACUGUGCCACAUAUGGGAGUUACGCUCUUAUGGACCUGAAGAGAAACACCAUCAUUGAUGUACAGCUAGUGCAGAGCAAUGAAGUGGGUGGGAGUUGCCACAUGGAGAAGGAGGGCCUGAAAAGGAGCCUGGCACUGGUGGAGGCAUGUGGGGUGACACUGGAUUGCAUAGUGACAGAUCGUCACUUGCAAAUCCAGACAUUUCUGAGAGAAGCCAAGAUCAACCACUACUAUGAUGUCUGGGGCGUGGAGAAAGGAAUAUCCAAGCAACUGGAGAAGAUCUCCAAAACCAAGGAGUGUGAGCAGUUGAAGAAGUGGAUGCGCAGCAUAAAAAAUCACAUCUACUGGACUGCUGCUUCCUCAACAACCGGGCCAGAGAGAGUGGCAAAGUGGACUUCAAUCCUGAAUCACGUGCAAGACAUCCACACUCACGGUGAUCCCUUGUACCCCAAAUGCCAGCAUCCACUACGCGUCUCAAGGGACAGGAGCAAGUGGCUGAGGGCAGGAACCCCUGCCUUUUAUAAGCUGGAGAAGAUCUUGACUAACAAGAGAAUCCUGAAGGAUGUGGAGAAGCUGAGCCCCCACCAUCAGACAUCAGCGCUGGACGCUUUCCACAGUGUGAUUCUUCGCUUUGCUCCCAAGAAUGUGGUUUUUCCUUUUCUUGGAAUGCUGUGCAGGCUCUACCUGGCUGCCAUGCAUUUCAACGAAAAUGCAAACCGCCCAAAGAAGAAAGCUGACGGGGAACCGCUCUUCAAAGUCACUUUCCCCAAGACAAAAAAGGGAGAGUGCAAAGCCAAACCAGUAAAAGUGGACCCAACUUUCAAGUAUGUUGAUGAGCUGAUGGACCUCCUCUUUGACCAUGUCUUUUAUGACAAGGAAUCGUUCCAGAGUGAGGUUUUGAACAUCCCCAUCCCUGAAGAUCCGUGUCCCAACUUUGACAGGCCAGCUAAGGAGGAUGUCAUUGCCAGCUAUGUGUCCCGGUUCAAUCAAGGGGCAGGCUGAACCCUGUGUAUGUGCCGUCUGCGUCAGAGAACUCCCUACGUAUGCGCAGAACUAUACAAGAUGGUAUGACCACCCUUAUCCUGCGACCUAAACAUCCCCAGACCCAAGAGACAAACACUGUAGGCCAGGUACCUGUAACGGCUGAGAAGAAUACAAGGAGUUACUAUGUUGUUCUUGUUUCCUCUUUUUUCCCCCUACUUGGAUAUGAAUAAUGUUAUUUAUUUACAACAUGGUGUAUAUAAAUAGUGUAUGGUGUAUAUACA